AUGCUUUCUGCGUCCAGAGUCGGUCUUGGUGUCUCCAGACACACAUUUAUUCGUCAGAGCCCUGUUUUAGUUGCAUCCAGAGGCUUCUUCAAGACAAUUCCACAACCUCCAGGAAACAUUGUUGGUACAGUUAACGACGCAUAUGUUCCACCACCACCAAAUAAGAUGCACGGUUCACUCCACUGGACUUUUGAAAGAGUCGUCACUAUUGGUAUGGCACCAUUGAUUGUAGCACCUUUGGUCACUGGCCAUUCUCCAUUGGACGGUGCAAUGGCUGGUCUCUUGCUUUACCAUUGUUAUGCCGGUUUCCAAUCUUGUAUCAUUGACUAUAUUCCAAAGAGAGUCUAUGGCGGCAUGCAUACUGCAGCAAUGGCUCUGUUGACAUUUGGUACCUUUGUUGCUGGUUAUGGUAUCUACAAGAUUGAGACCGAGGAAAAGGACGGAGUUUAUGGUCUCCUAAAGAAGUUAUGGAAGGCAUAA
This is a messenger RNA of Pichia kudriavzevii, 480 nucleotides long. RefSeq lists its product as uncharacterized. NCBI's taxonomy places the organism in Eukaryota, Fungi, Ascomycota, Pichiomycetes, Pichiales, Pichiaceae. The record is from RefSeq and is a predicted model, not a curated record. The transcript has a single exon. Gene Ontology annotation, molecular function: heme binding; ubiquinone binding. Gene Ontology annotation, cellular component: membrane; mitochondrial envelope. Gene Ontology annotation, biological process: tricarboxylic acid cycle; mitochondrial electron transport, succinate to ubiquinone. Bases 1 to 480 code for a protein of 159 amino acids.